AACUUAACGUGAACAAAAAUGUGAAUCAAGCACUUGGUCUUGGAAUGUCGAAAGGAAAAGGCAGGUCUUUGUGUCAAUUAAAUGUUGAUCGGUGUUGGAAUGUCGACGUGCGUGUACCAAGGUAGCUGUACUGGUACUACUACUGGCACACUGUGAUACACAGACGGAGCAAGUAACUGAAAUGAGGGCAGACUUUUUAAAAAGUAUAGGAGAGAUCUUGACACAAGAAUUGAGAAGAACAGUAAAGGUAGAUUUGCCUCAUCAGCACAUAGAGCUUCUGGGAUAAAAUGGAAAAUGCAGCGAUCAGUGGUGAAGACAAGCCUGAAGGCAAUGAAAUGAAGGAGAACUCUGCACGUCUUUUUAUCGCAAUUUCAGGUGUUCUUUUUUUGUAUGUGAUAUCAUCAUCUGCCUACAGCCCUUUAACUGAUCAGUAUGUGUAUUCUGCAUUGGCUCGCCAGUAUGGUCUCCCAUGUGGAGAUAACGACACGCAGCAUUCGUGCCAGAAGUCACAGUCCCAAUGCAUGAAGGAUAACACCAGUGAUCCAUUGUAUGAUUUGCGAGAGAAAGUUGAGGGAGAGUCAUCAAGUUGGGUUUUAUAUAUUACAGUACCUAAAGCAAUAAUUACUGUUCCAUUAUCUUUAUUAUAUGGGAGUUAUAGUGACAGAGGAGGCCGAAAAAUCCCCAUACUUAUGCCAUGCAUAGGCCUCUUGAUCAACUAUGUUAUUGUUGGAGUUGUCAUCUUCUUUCAACUUGAUUUGUAUUUUAUAGCCAUUGCUUGUGCUGUGGAAGCACUCUUUGGAAGCAUUGCCACAAAUUAUCUUGGGAUUUUUGCGUACACUGCAGAUAUAUCCUCAAUAAAAGUGCUGACAUUUCGUAUUGCGGUGCUGGAAGGGUUGAUUGGUGUGACAUACAGCUUGACUCAGCUUGGCCUCGGCUACCUCAUCGAAACCACAGGGUUUAUGUACCCUAUUUUGAUAGCAGCUGGACUGCAGCUUAUUAAUAUAAUUUAUGUGUGUCUUUUGAAGGAGACCAUUCAACGAAGUGAAGAUGCAAAAUUUUUAAGCUGUGAAAAUUUUCAGAAGAUCUUCAGGCUGUUUGUAGUAGACAAUGGAAGCCAUAGACUGUGGAAGAUCAGGUUGCUAAUGCUGUGCACUUUUAUUAUAGGUCUUCCUUGUAUAGCCGUGUACGAUGUCCAAACACUAUUUCAACUAAAUGCCCCGUUAUGCUGGACUUCAGUCAAAAUUGGUUUCUUUCUUGCCGGACGCUUUACUGCAAGUUUGCUAGCACAAAUGAUUCUCACCAAAAUAUUCAAUCGAUGGUUUGAUGAUGAUCUACUAGCAGUGGUUGUUAUAGUGAUGGGCAUUGCAUCAUGGGUAUUUGAGGCAUUUGCUACAACAGAUCUGUUGAUGUAUCUUGUUAUAGUUGUAGGCCUGAGCUUUGAUCCUUUUACCUUCCUACGUGCUAUGGCAUCCAAACUGGGCCACAAAGAUGAGCAAGGUGCUUUAUUUUCUACAGUAGCAGCAGUGGAGAGUCUGGCAUAUGGAGCAGGGCAGGCCACAUUCACCAACAUAUACACUGCCACACUGAGUUUAUUCCAGGGAAUGGUUUUCUUGGUGAUGGCUGGGUUUUAUGUGAUUGCUAUGGUCCCAUUUUUGUUUUAUAUUAUCAAGAUAAGAAAAGAAAACAAAUACAAACUCCUAGUCAAUACUCCCACAGCCCCAUCUGAUGACAUACUGAAUGCUUCUAAGGAGGGCCAUGUGAUCAACGAAUAAAGUCUGAACUGGCAUUGUUUCAUCUCAAGUUUGGUAGAUGAUAAACUAGAUAAGUUUAUUUUAAUUUGACAUUUAUUUGUUGGGAUAAUUAUUUGACAUUGGAUUUAACUAUAAAGGUUACAAUCAAAAUGUAACUUUCAAGUAAGAAGUUAUCAGUGAUGACAAAGAAUUGGAUGCAUAUAUGGACAAAUUUGGUAUCUUUAAAAUUUUACUCUUUUUUUAAAGAAUUUUAAACACAGCAUAUUAAAUUUGUUAAAAAAAUUUUAAGAUACCUCUGACUUCUUACCAUCUUAGUAGUACAUCUGUAUUGAAGAAUCCUGAAAUAUGAAAUAUAAUUAGGCAUCAUUUAAACAAAACUGUGUAUUGAAAAAAAUAUCUAUGCAGAUUUUGGUUAGCUAUGCAGUGUUAAGACUUUAGUCGUCCUUAUAUGUUGGGCAUUUGUUGAGCAUCAUGUAUGCCAUCAUAUUUAAGGAUAACUAAUGCAAUGGAGACAUAAUUAGGUAUAAGUAAUGUUUUGUUUAUAUA
Molecule: messenger RNA, 2297 nt
Organism: Lingula anatina
Lineage: Eukaryota; Metazoa; Brachiopoda; Lingulata; Lingulida; Lingulidae
Product: lysosomal proton-coupled steroid conjugate and bile acid symporter SLC46A3
Biological process (GO): transmembrane transport
Cellular component (GO): membrane
Molecular function (GO): transmembrane transporter activity
Source: RefSeq, a predicted model, not a curated record